AUGGGUGAUAAUCCUUCGGAAGCUGAAGCAGCUAAAGAACAAAAAAGGAAGGACCGUGGAGCUCGUGAAAGUAAGACCAUUACUGUAGAGACUUAUGCCAGUGUCCUUAUUGGUACCAAUACUGACACAGGCAUUCUACCAACAAGCUCCCGUAGACCUCAACAAGAAAAAAGUGUGUGUGAGGAUGGUGAAACAAUUAGUUUUUUCUGUGGAAACCCUUUGGUAGAGGUUACUAAAGGUGUACUACAUUUAUAUAAAGAAAAUGAAUUAAAGGAGGCUGAAGAAGCGAAGACACUUUGUCUUCUUUCAGUACCAGGAGCUCUAGGUGCACCAGACCUCUUAGCCUUUGCUGCUGCUUGUCAGCAAGAUAUUGCACAUGUGAGAGUUCUUAGGGAUGGUUCACCUGACCACUAUAUGGCAUUGCUGACAUUUCGCUCAUCAGCGGCGGCACGCGAGUUCCACUCGGCGUUUGAUGGAGUACCAUACAGCAGCUUGGAGCCCAAUGCAUUGUGUCAUAUGGCGUGGGUGUCGCGUGUUGAGUGGGCUCGAGAUGGGACACCCCCACCAUCACAUACUGAGUUGCCCACAUGCCCUGUUUGCUUGGAGCGUAUGGACGAGAGCGUGGCGGGCGUGCUGAGCGUGCAGUGCGCGCACGCGUUCCACGCGGAAUGCCUGGUACGCUGGCGCGACGCGCGCUGUCCCGUGUGCCGCUGCGCACAGACGCCCGAGCCUCGAGGCGAGGCCCGCUGUGAAGAAUGUCACAUGGGAAAUUCCCAGUCGGGCGGGGAGUUUACCUCUGACGGCGAGCCUGCGAGGGACACAGAGGACGUGUCGCGUGACGGGCUCGCGGAGGGUCUGCCGGAUGGCAUGACGGGCGGCGCGCUCUGGAUUUGCCUCAUCUGUGGACACGUCGGCUGUGGCAGAUACGAAGGAGGGCAUGCGGCGAAGCAUUUCCUGGCAUCAAACCACACGUAUGCGCUUCAGUUGGGCUCCAACCGAGUUUGGGAUUACGCAGGCGACAACUUCGUGCAUCGGCUGGUGCAGAACAAGACGGACGGCAAGCUGGUGGCGGCAGAGGGUGGGCUGGCGGCCGAUGACGCGGCCUGCGGCGCAGAAAAGCUGGACGCAGCGCAGCUCGAGUUCACCUACAUGCUGACGCAGCAGCUCGACAGCCAGCGGAUGUUCUACGAGGAUAGGAUCGCCAAGUUGGAGUCGGAGCGCAGCGCAGAGUGUUGUGUGCUACGGAGGCGCGCCGCAGCUGCGGAGGCGGAGAACUCGCAGUUACGCGAGCGCCUGCAGCAGCUGCAGCGGGACUGCGCGCAGCACGAGCGUCGAAUGCAGCAGCUCGCUGCCAGAUUGUCGAGCGUACAGAACGAUUUGGCAGAGGAGCGUGGGUUGGCAAGUGCGUUGGCCACCGGCCAAGCGCAAUGGCAAGAGCAGGCCAAGCAGAAGGAGGAAGCCUUUCUCAAAGAGGUGGCAGAUCUGAAAGAGCAGCUCCGCGACGUGAUGUUCUUCGUGGAGGCGCGCGGGCAGCUGGAGCGCACGGAAGCAGCCACGCGGGACGAGAUCGCGUCCGCCAGCGUGUCCGUGGCGGCUCCGGAUCGGCACAAGCCUGGUGCCAGGCGCCGGCGCCGGUAG
Molecule: messenger RNA, 1638 nt
Organism: Parnassius apollo (apollo)
Lineage: Eukaryota; Metazoa; Arthropoda; Insecta; Lepidoptera; Papilionidae
Source: the annotation of a GenBank genome assembly